AUGGCAGUGGAAGUUGAUUCGAACAUAGAGCCUCGUGAAGGCACUGAAUUUGAAUCGAAGGAAGCAGUGAAGAUGUUCUAUGAAGAUUAUUCCAGAAGUUUAGGGUUUGUAAUGCGUGUAAUGUCUUGUCGAAGAUCCCAGAAAGAUGAAAGAAUCAUUAUCCAGAGAUUUGAUUGUAAUAUAGAAGGUCAUUGUGUUAGUGUCCCUGACAGGUUUGGUUCUGUCAGGAAACCAAGACCGAGUACUACAGAAGGACUCGAAUAA
Eruca vesicaria subsp. sativa (arugula) is the source of this 264-nucleotide messenger RNA. The record is from the annotation of a GenBank genome assembly. Lineage: Eukaryota; Viridiplantae; Streptophyta; Magnoliopsida; Brassicales; Brassicaceae.